GCAGUGUGGAAGAGAAGAGCGCAGAGCAACGUGCAGUACGAUGCGGGGGUUUCUCAACUCCGCGGCACUCGUCUCUUCUGAAGGAUAGGCUUUACCUAUCCCUUUGUAAAUUAUAUUUUUGUAGGAUUUUUAUAAUUUUUUCUUCCAACACUGUCUCCGGACCAAUAUUUUGCGUUCUGAUCGGAAUGGACGACUGCAGUUGAUUUCUCUGUCUCAACUAAAUGCCCGUGGCGUAGCGAAAUAGAGGCACUUUGAGUGAAGGACGCGUUGGUUUACUUACAAUCAUUCAACAGAUAAAAACCAUCCGCGGAUCAAAGUUGAUCUGGAUAUCUGCUUGCCUGGAUAGAACGCAACCAUGGCGGAUGCUGCAGCCGAAUACGGCGUGAAAGUAAUGUGCCGAUUCAGGCCACUAAAUGAAUCCGAAAUAACAAGAGGAGACAAAUACAUCCCCAAAUUCAAAGAAGACGACACCGUGAUUAUAACUGGUAAACCGUAUGUCUUUGACCGCGUCCUGCCUCCCAAUACAGCCCAGGAGCAGGUCUACGAUGCCUGUGCCAAACAGAUUGUUAAAGACGUCCUUGGAGGAUACAAUGGAACCAUCUUUGCCUAUGGACAGACCUCCUCGGGGAAGACCCACACCAUGGAGGGCAAGCUCCACGACCCCCAGCUGAUGGGCAUCAUCCCACGCAUCUCUCACGACAUCUUCGAUCACAUCUACUCCAUGGACGAGAACCUCGAGUUCCACAUCAAGGUCUCGUAUUUUGAGAUCUACCUGGACAAGAUCCGAGACUUACUAGAUGUGUCGAAGACCAACCUGGCUGUGCAUGAGGACAAGAACAGAGUUCCCUAUGUCAAGGGUUGUACAGAGCGCUUUGUGUCCAGUCCAGAGGAAGUCAUGGAUGUCAUCGAUGAGGGAAAGGCCAACCGGCACGUGGCUGUGACAAACAUGAAUGAGCACAGUUCCAGAAGCCACAGCAUCUUCCUGAUCAACAUCAAACAAGAGAAUGUGGAAACAGAGAAGAAACUGUCAGGGAAGUUAUACCUGGUGGAUCUGGCUGGGAGUGAGAAGGUCAGUAAGACAGGUGCUGAAGGAGCCGUGUUGGACGAAGCUAAAAAUAUCAAUAAGUCCCUCUCUGCUCUGGGGAAUGUCAUCUCUGCUCUGGCUGAGGGGACAAAAACCCACGUCCCGUACAGGGACAGCAAGAUGACCCGUAUCCUGCAGGACUCUCUAGGGGGGAACUGUAGGACCACCAUCAUCAUCUGUGCAUCUCCCUCCAUCUACAACGAGUGUGAGACCAAGUCUACCCUCAUGUUCGGACAGAGAGCCAAGACCAUCAAGAACACCGUGUCUGUGAACCUGGAGCUGACUGCUGAGGAGUGGAAGAACAAGUACAACAAGGAGAAAGACAAGAACAAGAGUCUGAAGAACGUUAUCCACAGGCUGGAGAUGGAACUCAACCGCUGGAGGAACGGUGAGAACGUCCCUGAGGAGGAGCAGCUGAGUGCUAAGGAGCAGAAGCACCUGGAGCCGUGUGACAACACUCCCAUCAUAGAUAACAUGGCUCCAGCUAACGGACUGGUUCUGGUCUCCACCGAGGAGAAGAGCAAGUAUGAGGAGGACAUCAGCAAUCUGUACAAACAACUGGACGACAAGGAUGAUGAGAUCAACCAGCAGAGCCAGCUGGCUGAGAAACUCAAGGAACAGAUGUUAGACCAGGAUGAGCUGCUGGCGUCGACGAGAAGGGACUAUGAGAAGAUCCAUGAGGAUCUGUCUCGUCUGCAGACGGAGAACGAGGCUGCCAAGGAGGAGGUGAAGGAGGUGCUGCAGGCGUUGGAGGAGCUGGCUGUGAACUACGACCAGAAGAGCCAGGAGGUGGAGGACAGGAGCCAGGCCAACCAACAGCUGCAGGAGGAGCUGCAGCAGAGGACUACGGUCCUGUUGUCAGUUCAGAUGGAGCUGACCACGCUCCAGGAGCUCAGUGGACACCAGAAGAAGAGAGCCGCAGAGAUCCUCCACCUGCUGCUCCGAGACCUCAGUGAGAUAGGAGCCACCAUGGGCACCAGCGACAUCAAGGUGAUGGCUGAGGGGAACGGUAACGGUGGAGUGAUUGAGGAAGAGUUCACCAUGACCCGUCUCUACAUCAGUAAGAUGAGGUCAGAGGUCAAGUCUCUGGUGAACCGCUCCAAGCAGCUGGAAAGCUCCCAGGGUGACACCUCACGCAAGAUGGCCGCCAACGAGAAGGAGCUGGCUUCCUGUCAGCUGCUCAUCUCCCAGCACCAGGCCAAGAUCAAGUCCCUGACAGACUACAUGCAGAACAUGGAACAGAAGAAGAGACGGCUGGAGGAGAGUCAGGACGCUCUGACUGAGGAGCUGGCCAAGAUGCACGCUCAGGAGAAAAUGCACGAGGUGUCAGUGGUGGACACGGAGAAGGAGCACGUCAGUAGACUGGAGGGUGAAGAGGAGGUUAAGAAGACUCUAGAACAGCAGAUGGAGGCUCACAGAGAGGCCCACCAGAAGCAGCUGGCCCGACUCAGGGACGAGAUCGAUGUCAAACAGAGGACGCUGGAUGAACUCACAGAUCUGAACCAGGGCCUGAUGCUGGAGCAGAGGAGGCUGAUGUCUGAUCAUGAGAAGCUGAAGGUGGAGGAACAGGAGAAGGACAUGAAGCUCCAGAAGCUGGUCAUCUUCAACGAGCAGAGAGAGCAGGCCAGACAGGACCUCAAGGGACUGGAGGAGACUGUGGCCAAAGAGCUGCAGACUCUUCAUAACCUACGCAGGCUCUUUGUUCAAGACCUCACAACACGCGUCAAGAAGAGUGCAGAGCUGGACUGUGAGGAUGGAGUGGGCAGCGCCGCCCAGAAACAGAAGAUCUCCUUCCUGGAGAAUAACCUGGAGCAACUCACUAAAGUCCACAAGCAGUUGGUGCGUGACAACGCGGACCUGCGCUGCGAGCUUCCCAAGCUGGAGAAGCGUCUGCGGGCCACGGCCGAGCGGGUCAAGGCCCUGGAGAAUGCCCUGAAGGAUGCCAAGGAGAACGCUAUGAGGGACAGGAAACGCUACCAGCUAGAGGUGGACCGCAUCAAGGAGGUCGUCAGGGCCAAGAACAUGGCCAGGAGAGGAAACUCUGCUCAGAUCGCUAAGCCCAUCCGGCCAGGCCAACACCCCCUGUCUUCCCCUACAGUCAUCAGAGGAGGAGGCCUCUACAGCCACAGCUACAACCUCAGCACCAAGUAACCAUGUAGAAUCUAGACCCUGAGUCACGAGUGCAUGUGUGGUAGAUACAGACUGUCCCAUUCCCAGUAAGACCCCUCUGCCCUCAUCCUCCUGUCCUUCCUCUGGGUCUAGGAGUAAGACCCCUCUGUCCUCAUCCUCCUGUCCUGUCCUUCCUCUGGGUCUAGGAGUAAGACCCCUCUGCCCUCAUCCUCCUGUCCUUCCUCUGGGUCUAGGAGUAAGACCCCUCUGCCCUCAUCCUCCUGUCCUUCCUCUGGGUCUAGGAGUAAGACCCCUCUGCCCUCAUCCUCCUGUCCUUCCCCUGGGUCUAGGAGUAAGACCCCUCUGUCCUCAUCCUCCUGUCCUUCUUCUGGGUCUAGGAGUAAGACCCCUCUGUCCUCAUCCUCCUGUCCUUCCUCUGGGUCUAGGAGUAAGACCCCUCUGCCCUCAUCCUCCUGUGCUUCCUCUGGGUCUAGGAGUAAGACCCCUCUGCCCUCAUCCUCCUGUCCUUCCUCUGGGUCUAGGAGUAAGACCCCUCUGCCCUCAUCCUCCUGUCCUUCCUCUGGGUCUAGGAGUAAGACCCCUCUGCCCUCAUCCUCCUGUGCUUCCUCUGGGUCUAGGAGUAAGACCCCUCUGCCCUCAUCCUCCUGUCCUUCCUCUGGGUCUAGGAGUAAGACCCCUCUGCCCUCAUCCUCCUGUCCUUCCUCUGGGUCUAGGAGUAAGACCCCUCUGCCCUCAUCCUCCUGUCCUUCCUCUGGGUCUAGGAGUAAGACCCCUCUGUCCUCAUCCUCCUGUCCUUCCUCUGGGUCUAGGAGUAAGACCCCUCUGCCCUCAUCCUCUUGUCCUUCCUCUGGGUCUAGGAGUAAGACCCCUCUGUCCUCAUCCUCCUGUCCUUCCUCUGGGUCUAGGAGUAAGACCCCUCUGCCCUCAUCCUCCUGUCCUUCCUCUGGGUCUAGGAGUAAGACCCCUCUGCCCUCAUCCUCCUGUCCUUCCUCUGGGUCUAGGAGUAAGACCCCUCUGCCCUCAUCCUCCUGUC
This is a messenger RNA of Oncorhynchus mykiss (rainbow trout), 4247 nucleotides long. NCBI's taxonomy places the organism in Eukaryota, Metazoa, Chordata, Actinopteri, Salmoniformes, Salmonidae. The record is from RefSeq and is a predicted model, not a curated record.